Molecule: messenger RNA, 2532 nt
Organism: Strongyloides ratti
Lineage: Eukaryota; Metazoa; Nematoda; Chromadorea; Rhabditida; Strongyloididae
Product: Conserved oligomeric Golgi complex, subunit 3 family-containing protein
Exons: 2
Coding region: 1-2532 (843 amino acids)
Biological process (GO): intra-Golgi vesicle-mediated transport; Golgi organization; intracellular protein transport
Cellular component (GO): membrane; COG complex; cis-Golgi network
Source: RefSeq, a predicted model, not a curated record
AUGGAUAUUUUUACAAAAUAUACUGAAGAAGCAGGCGAAAUUUUAGAAAAAAAGUGUAAUUUAUACUAUGAUGAAUGUCUUUUUGAAAAAGAAGAACCAAAUGAAAAAUCUGAAGUAAAUGAAUCUUCAGUUUUACUUGCUUCUAAACGUUUAGAAGCUUUAAGGUUUACAAGAAAACUUGAAAAUGAAGCUUGUGCAUCAAUUGAUGGUAUAAUACAAAAUGUAGAAGAUAUAAAAAAUAUGGAAUCAUUAUAUGGUGUUUUUCAGACUGUAAAUGAAAUUGAAAAUAAAAGGCAGGAAUUGACAAAAAUUUUUGAAGAUUUAAAAAAAAAUUACUUUUGUGUCACAGAAAAGACAUCUUCUUUACAUCAUGCCUGUGAAGCAAUGCUUAGUCAACAAACACAUCUUGCAGCAGGAGCAGAAGAAAUAAAAACAAAUUUACAUUACUAUCAACAAGUUCAAUGGGUAAUGAAAAAACUUCAAACACCAAAAUUAUCAGUAACAGGAACUUUGUUUACACAAAUUUUAACAACAAUUAAAGAUUGUAUGACAUUCUUAGAAUCACAUCCAGAUUACAAAGAAAGUUCUAUUUACCUUGAAAAAUAUGGACAAUGUCUUAGUAAAAGUUUCACAGUUCUUAAAAUGAGUUUAUUUUCGGAUUUUGAAAAGGCAAAAAAUAGUGUUAUAGAAAAGAAAAAUGAAAAUCCAAAAAAUGAUUUAUCACAAUUUACAGAAGAAGAAAUAUUUACAUUGCUUUAUGGUGUUUUUGGUGUUAAAGCAUUUCCUGUUAUAAAUGCUUUUACUAUAACGGAUAAAUAUUUUUCAAAUCAUCCGGAUUAUCAAAUGCUUAUAAUUGAUUGUUUAAAAGAAUAUGUUUCAAUAAGGUGGGAAUUAAUAUCAGAUAUAAUUACAGCAACUAUAGAAGAUUUAUUAAAAGAAAACGUUAAUGGUACUUGUGUAUUUUUAAAAAAAGCAUGUUCAUUUUUACUUAGAAUAUGUGAUGAUGAAUUUAGAUUAAUGAAAGAAUUUUUUAUUUUACCAAAAAAUAAUGUGGAGCCUACUUCCAUUCCAAGAGGAUCAUCUAGAUGUUCUGUUACUUCUUAUAAUUCUUCCAGAAGUAGAGUUUUACAACGUGCUACUCCUGUUGUAAAUAAAAAUAAUCAACAAACAAUAUUUAUGAAUGAAUUUGCUGAGGUUUUUGAUGGAUUUACGGAAAAUAUUUGUAGAAUUUUAUAUGAUACUUUUAGACCAACUAUUGUUCAAAAUAAAUAUUUAGAAUUAUUGGUACAAUUAUUUAAAAUAGUAAAAAAUGAUUUUAUUCAAGAACGUUGUAUUAAUGUAAUAAAAUUAAUUCCAGAAUCAGAAAAUUGGAUACAUUCUAGAACAGGUUUUAUACGUGUUAUGAAUGAAUUAAGUGGUGAUAUUGUUGAAAGAGUUAUUUAUAAAACGCAUACAUUUGCUGAAACUGAUAUUGUUGGGUAUGUACCUUGUUCUGGUGAUUUAUUGUAUCCUGAAAAAUUAAUGUUAUUAAAUUCUAUUGAUGAAACACAACAAAUUAAUAAACAAAAUGAUUCUAAAAAGAUGCAUGCUUUAUGGUAUCCAACUGUUAAAAGAACUUUAUUAGGAAUAAAUAGAAUUUAUCAAUGUCUUGAUAAUGAUAUAUUUCAAUCAUUCAUGCUUGAAUUGAUAUCAGCAUGUUGUGAAUCAUUGGAAAUAGCAAGUGAAAAAAUAAAAAAUUCAAAAACAAGUGUCAAAUCAAAUUUACCACGUUUUGUUGAUGGUGAUUUAUUUCUUAUUAAAUAUUUAUUAAUUUUACGUGAUCAAACAAUUCUUUAUAGAAGUCAAGCAUUGAUAAAAAGUCACAAUGUAUUAAAUCAAGAAGAAUUUUCUAGAGUUAAAAGUCCAUUAACAACAAUGGAUUAUAGUUUUGAUAUAACAAAAUAUAAAGAUUACGCCAGCCAAUUUUUUAAUCCUGAAAAUAGAGGAAAAUGGUUUGAAUUAAGUAGUGAUAAUGCUUUAUUAAAUAUUUUGCUUACUCCACCAAUUCAAAUAACAGAAGCUAUACAAGAUAGUAAAAGAUUAAUAGAAUUAAGAUUAAAAAAACAUUGUAUUAAUUUUAUUAAUGAACUUUCAAACUUUUAUAUAGGCGAUUUAAAAAAGUGUACGGGAUUUAUUGAAGAAUGGAAUAAAAAAAGUAAAGAAGAACUUGAUAAAGAAGAUUGGAGUAAAAAUGAACAUUUAUCUCCAAAUAUUUUAAAUGAUUUAACAAGUAUAGUUAUUAAAAAUUUAUCUAAAUCAUGGCCUGAAUACAAAAAAACUCUUGAGUUAUAUUUAAAUGACAAUGAUACUGAAAAUGUUUUACAUGAAGCAGUCAAAUCAUCUAUUCUUAAUGAAUUCCAAAAAAUUGAAGAUUUUAUUGGAUUAAAUUUUAAAAAUAAAGAUUCAUUGGAAAUUCUUUCAUGUGAAGAUUUGAAAAAAUUACUUGACAAUAAGGAAAAUAAUUUACAAGAAGAUAAAAAAGAUCAAUGUUAA